Anopheles coluzzii is the source of this 4881-nucleotide messenger RNA. It is a transcript of the gene TkR86C, whose product is annotated as tachykinin-like peptides receptor 86C. The coding region runs from base 2143 to 3636 and encodes 497 amino acids. Gene Ontology annotation, molecular function: tachykinin receptor activity. Gene Ontology annotation, cellular component: plasma membrane. The transcript is spliced from 11 exons. Gene Ontology annotation, biological process: G protein-coupled receptor signaling pathway. The record is from RefSeq and is a predicted model, not a curated record. Lineage: Eukaryota; Metazoa; Arthropoda; Insecta; Diptera; Culicidae.
GAGAAAACAUUGAACACAUACUUGCAAGAGAAAAGUAAUGAGGGAAUUUUGCCAUGACGAUUCGUUCAGUUUUGCACUUUCGUUAAGAAUCAAAGCAUCGCUAGAUCUUCUUCUUCAUUUGGGGGAUCGCGACCUGCCACGUGUGCAUUUACCGAUUUGCUAGAGGCGAAUGAAGCCUUUCGGCUCAAAGUCUCUAUAAAAAUCAAUUAAAAAAAAAUAAAAAAAAUAAAAAAAUAAAAUAAAAAAAAUUACCGAUUUGCAUGAUUAAAUUUCGGUUUCGUUAAUAUCAAUCAAUCAAUCAAUAUAAAAUGAGUAAUUUACAGUUCGGCAUCUUAAAUCACACUUUGAUUUCAUUUCUUCCAACACAUUUAUAUAACAAUCCAUACAAGCUUUAUAAAGCAAGAACGGGGGGUUCCGUGGUACAGUCAUCAACUCAUACGACUCAAUUACAUGCUCGUCAUGGGUUCAAGCCUAGAGUGGACUGUUCUUCCGUAGCAAGUGUAAGUAUUGAUUAUCCGGCUGCAUGUUACUGAAUAAGUCGCCAGCCUAAGCAUUUUCUAGUCAACUCGGGAAGUAUACCGUAGCAAAGAUGUGCUCAAGAAGAAGUGAAGUGAAGAAGUAAAGAGUGAACAGUCUAACCUUUUCCAAUUUACAUUUUGUAUGGAGGUAUUCAGACCGCUGUAACAGUACCAAAGUAUCAAAAUCAAUGCUUGCCACUAACGAAGUGAAAUGUAUUUAAACACCCCAAUUCAUCAUUUAAUCUUCAUCUCUUCACCUAACCAGCAAUCCAUAGAAAUCAUUUGGAAGAACACACAAACUGUACAUUGAUGCCAGAGCGUACUUUCACUUUCCGACAGCGAUGGCGCAAAACAAAAACCACCCUCCUAAUGGAUGUUCCGAUCCAUCAAAAAGCAACAGCGAAGAUAUGACUUUCCGCUCUCAUCUUUACCACGCGAUACAGGGUUCGCCCACCAAUUGGUGAGCUCGAAAAUCUUCCCAUUCAUAAGACGGUCCCGGUUGGAGAAUAUCCCCACACGUGGCUUCUAUUGCGCAAGAUCGAAUGUGAUGGCCGAAGCUGAUACGAAAGUGCACGUGGCUCAGGCCGGCACAACAGGUGGUCCGUGCGGGCUAUCAGGCAAAGGAUCAAGCAGGCUGCGAAUUUGCUCCACUUCAGUCUGACGGCAGCCUUCGGCGACGGUAGUGCUCCUUUCGUUGGGAAGCAGAGUGUUAUCCUUCCAGGCACUGUCAAUCGUAUUCCGCGCCUAUCGCACGGCCAGUGACUGUUUUAGCAAGGGAGUUGAAAAUAUUAAUGGUUUAAAGCUUUGUGGCUGAGCAAGCAGCAGAUAGUCGAUAAAGGAUUAACGUGUACGUGUGUGUUUAUAUAAUUGUACUUCUGGCGUGAGUUGUAAAUGAAUGUGAUUCCAGUAGAAAGUUUCGUGUGUCGGGGUGUGGUCUCAAAAUAAAGCAACGAAAAAAAGGUGCUACAAGUGUAUUCCACAGUGGGGCGUGUGUCUCUCAUCCGUGAGCUCCAAAAAUUAAAUGAAUGCAAAAAGUGACGGAAAGUGCGAGAAAAAAAAGAUGAAUCAAGCUUCAUUCAGUGUCGUGGUAGUGUUCAAUUUCAGCUUCCGGGUGAAGCAGAGCUUUUGCUAACGGAACAGUGACCGGAAUGUAGCAAAGUUUAAUACUGCUUUUAUCUGACCGGUAGAGUGUGUCUUUUCGUCCCCUUUUAAAAAUAAAAGUAAUAGCAAAAAAAAACCUCGUAUCGUCGGUAAAUAGGGAGUAAAAUUACGAUACAAACCGUGUUCUCGUACGUGCGGGUAGAAGUGAUUUGUGCCAUGGUGGUCUGUGCUGCCCAUCCGUAAAUCGCAGCAAAACUCCAGUGAGCGCAGAUGGUUCGUGGAGGGUUAGUGUGUCCGGUACCGGAUGACGAGGGUAGAUGCUGCUGCUGACUUUGUGAUAAGAAGUGGUGGUGAUAAUGGUGAUGGUGCUCGUGGUGGUGUAGGUAGUGGUGCUAGAGGCAGUGGUGGUGUUGUACAUCCCGCCAACAAACCAGGGGAAAUAGGUGUGAAACCCAAGCGCCCGUAACCGCCCGUUCCUUCGUCUGUGGCCGUGUGCAGCGAGCAAGCCAAGUGUGCAGCCAAAAUGAGCGAGUCGGUCGAGCUGGAGCUGUUGAUAAAUUGUACCCAGGCGACCAUUCUGCGGUUUCCCUGGUCGACGGACUUCAAUACGACCGUGAUCGGCGAGCUGAAUCGGACGGAAGUGCUCGACGUGUUGGGCGAAAUGAUUACGAGAAGCCGUGGGUACGUGCCCAAGUCAACCGACCUGCUAACGCUUAGAGAGUUCAUCACGGAAUGCCUGUUCCCGACCACCAAAAGCCCGUACGAGCUGCCCUGGCAGCUGAAGACCGCCUGGGGCGUCGUGUUCGGCGCGAUGCUGCUCGUAGCCAUCACCGGCAACUGCAUCGUCCUGUGGAUCGUACUCGCACAUCGGCGGAUGCGCACCGUAACGAACUACUUCCUGCUGAAUCUCAGUGUGGCCGACCUGCUGAUGUCCUCGCUCAACUGUUCCUUCAACUUCAUCUUCAUGCUCAACUCGGACUGGCCGUUCGGGUCGGUGUACUGCACGAUAAACAACUUCAUGGCCAACAUGUCCGUCGCAUCGUCCGUGUUUACGCUGGUGGCAAUCUCGUUCGAUCGGUACAUUGCGAUAGUGCAUCCGCUGCGCCACCGGACGUCUCGGAAGAAGGCCCGGAUCUUUCUUUUAAUCAUCUGGGCGUUGAGCUGCGUCCUAGCGGCACCGUGCCUGAUGUACUCGACUGUGAUGACGAAGCGAUAUAACAACGGAAAAACCCGCACGGUUUGCUAUAUGCUCUGGCCGGACGGACGAUAUCCAACAUCGAUGGCAGAUUACAUCUACAACCUGGUGUUCCUGAUACUCACCUACGGCAUUCCGAUGCUGAUCAUGAUCGUCUGCUACUCACUGAUGGGUCGCGAGCUCUGGGGCAGCCGCUCCAUUGGCGAACACACCGAACGGCAGCUAGAGUCGAUGAAAUCGAAAAAGAAGGUUGUGCGAAUGUUCAUAAUUGUGGUAACGAUAUUUGCCAUCUGCUGGUUGCCAUAUCAUCUGUUCUUUGUCUACGCGUACCACAACAACCAGAUGACUUCCUCGAGCUACGUCCAGCAGCUCUAUCUCGGUUUCUACUGGCUGGCGAUGUCAAACGCAAUGGUUAAUCCCAUCAUCUACUACUGGAUGAAUGGCCGCUUCCGGGUGUACUUCCAGGAAAUCAUCUGCUUCUGCUGUCUGCAGUUCAUCAACUCCCGUAUGCGGGACGGCGUGCCGCAGGGUGUGCUGCUGAACAAGAAUUCCAACUCCGAGCUGGGCCGGUAUCGGUCGUAUCGGCCGCGUUCCGUCUCGGUACGGUGGCGACCACCGAGCACGGAAGAGUACCGGAUGCGUACCGGACUGCCCCGCCCAGCUCAUCUCGGGGUGAACGUGCUCGAGAGUGCGGCCAACGGUGGCAGUGACAAACAGCCCGUCGUCGACAUUGCCGAACUGCAGACCAUCAACUUUCUGCACCUGAACCACAACUCGAACGAGCUGCAGCACAGCUCCUCCAACAGCCACGAAUUCUCCUGACAUCCGCAGUACGAUUAAGCCGACGGGCACCGGCAAACGGGCCCCGGGGCUGAGCCGCGGGAGACAAGCUUUUGCCAGUAACGGAUGACGAAUGACGACCGGUGGCUAUUGGUGAUGGUCACUAGCAAACGCGUGUGUGUGUGUGUGUGACCCGAUCCGGAUGCUCAGUGCCAGUGGAGCACCCCUAAACUCCUGCUGCUCCUCACGGACACUAUCCAGGAGCGGACAUGUAUGCACAUACAUACACAAACACUCACACACAUACAAACGCGCGCAUCUGCACACCGAACUGAAGAAAACUCAAUUGGUUUGCUGACUUUUGGGGAACGACCGGGCGAUGGUUGGGGAACCAGUCAAUGGACGCGUUCGAUGACGAUCGAGCUUCGAGCACCCGUAGGUUGUAGUGAGAUAAAACAUUACUUCGAAAGAGGGUUUUAAAGUAGUGAAACAGAAUUUAGCAACGGCCAAUUCUCUAGUGUGUUUUUAAAGCGUUCGUGGUGAUUGCCGGUGCUGUACGCGGUAAGUUAGAGAGAAAGAGAAAGAGAAAGAUAGAGAGAGAGAAAGAAAGAGAGAGGGGGGAGCCCUCCCUGUGAGAGAAAUCAAGGAUGGAAGAUAGUAAAACAGGAGGGAGACAACAUUAACAUUAAACAGAGAAACCUAAGUGAGAGAAACAUUGAAUAUAUAGUUUAUUUAUUUUGCCUAGAUCAUGUUGAUCAUCACACGUGUUCUUGAGAGUUGAGCGAGACCGCAUCAACCCGCAUCGAAUAGGCAAAGGUGAACUGUUAGUCGUUUAAGAGCUAUACUUCUAGAGAGAUAUCCAUAUUGAUACACAAGUAGCAGCGCAAGCUGGAUGAAAGGCCAGAUAGUCUAGCAGCACCAUGGACAAUGGUUGUAUGGGCCGGCCCCAUAGUGCACAGCUCGACGGCAGCUGGCAUGAAACUAGCCAGAAAGAUAGACAUCGCAGCAGGCCUAGCUAAACAACAGCGAACGAAGGUGUUGGUAGAAGCGAACGAAGCAGAGGAAAGCAUGGUACAAAGCUAUCGGUGCACGCGAAAUGCAAGUUGUGCGAUAAAAGUGUGUUAGCUAAAUGAUUGGAAGCUCACAUAGAUGUUAAUAAAAUACGGCAAAACAUAGUGAUUUAAUGAAUUACAACGAUGUGCUUGUGUGUAUGUGUAUAAGUUUGUGAUAAAAUGGUAUCCGAAGUUGAGUCAUGAAAAUGGGGAAACAAUUAUACAGGUAAGUGUA